CACAAAUCCACUAACUCCAUACAAACAAACAAGUUUUUUUUAUGAACAAUUGGAAAUUGAGACUGAAACCUUACUCUUCUUUCGCCCUAACCCUUCAAAUCAAUUUUCCUCUCUUCGAUCUCUUCAACAAAUCGCUCCUCGAUUCAAAACCUAAUCAUCAAAAUCAAACCCUCAAACAUUUCUUGUAGCGUAGAUCUGUACAAAAAUCCUCACUUUUUGGUCAAAUUUUCAACCCUACCCAAUUUUUUUGGGUGAUCUUGUAGUUGUAUCAUACCCUUAGAAAUUUCACAUUUUUCUUCCCAUAUUUCUUUAGUUUAGUCUUUAAUCGUAACCCCAUUUUGACAAAUCUCAGUUUCACGGGGUUCCGCUAUAGUUACCGUUUCGGUGAUUCAGAAGAAACCCUAGGUUUGUAGUUGAGUUUAGUUGAUUGUACAUUCUUUUUGGGUAGAAUUUUUUUGGAUUUGAAACUUUGAAUCAUGAACAAUAACAAUAGAGGGAGAUAUCCACCUGGGAUUGGGUUAGGACGAGGUAGUGGUGGUGGUGGUUUGAACUCAAACCCGAACAAUGCAAACGCCGGGUUUCAACAGAGACCACAUUAUCAACAACAACAGUAUGUGCAGAGGCACCUGAUGCAAAAUCAGAAUCAGCAUCAGCAACACUAUCAGCAUCAUCAACAGAAUCAACAACAGUAUCAGCAGCAGAAUCAACAGCAGCAACAACAACAGUGGCUGAGGAGGAACCAGUUGGGUGGUGGUACCGACACCAAUGUUGUCGAGGAGGUUGAGAAGACUGUACAGUCUGAAACAAAUGACCCUAGUUCACAAGAUUGGAAGGAAAAACUAAAGCUUCCACCAGCUGAUACACGCUAUAGGACAGAGGACGUGACAGCAACUAAGGGAAAUGAGUUUGAGGAUUACUUUUUGAAGCGUGAGCUGCUAAUGGGAAUAUAUGAGAAGGGGUUUGAAAGGCCUUCCCCUAUCCAAGAAGAAAGCAUUCCAAUUGCCCUUACUGGCAGUGACAUUCUUGCUAGGGCUAAAAAUGGAACAGGCAAAACAGCUGCAUUUAGCAUUCCUGCAUUGGAAAAAAUUGAUCAAGAUAACAAUAUUAUUCAAGUUGUUAUACUCGUUCCAACACGAGAAUUGGCUCUGCAAACAUCUCAAGUGUGUAAAGAGCUUGGAAAGCAUUUACAAAUUCAAGUUAUGGUCACAACAGGUGGUACCAGCCUGAAAGAUGACAUUAUGCGUUUAUAUCAACCUGUUCAUCUGCUAGUUGGUACUCCUGGAAGAAUAUUGGAUCUUGCGAAGAAGGGUGUCUGUGUUCUGAAAGAUUGUUCUAUGCUUGUCAUGGAUGAGGCUGAUAAACUUCUCUCCCCAGAGUUCCAGCCUUCAAUAGAGCAGCUGAUUCAAUUUCUUCCCCCAACCCGUCAAAUCCUAAUGUUUUCAGCUACAUUUCCUGUUACUGUAAAGGACUUCAAAGAUAGAUAUCUUCGUAAACCGUAUAUCAUUAACCUUAUGGAUGAGCUUACUCUGAAGGGUAUUACACAAUUUUAUGCAUUUGUGGAGGAGAGGCAGAAAGUCCACUGCCUAAAUACUCUUUUUUCUAAGCUGCAAAUAAACCAAUCCAUCAUCUUCUGCAAUUCGGUGAAUCGAGUUGAACUCCUUGCUAAGAAAAUCACAGAACUAGGGUAUUCAUGUUUCUAUAUACAUGCAAAGAUGUUGCAAGACCACCGUAAUAGAGUUUUCCACGACUUCCGCAAUGGUGCAUGCAGGAAUCUCGUUUGUACUGAUCUUUUCACUCGAGGAAUAGAUAUCCAAGCAGUGAAUGUUGUUAUUAAUUUUGAUUUUCCCAAGAACUCAGAAACAUAUCUGCACAGGGUUGGUCGAUCCGGGAGGUUUGGGCACCUUGGUUUAGCAGUGAACUUGAUAACAUAUGAGGAUCGCUUCAAUCUGUAUAGGAUUGAACAAGAACUUGGCACUGAAAUAAAACAAAUUCCGCCAUUCAUUGACCAGGCUGUAUACUGUCGGUGAUUGGUGGUAAAUACCUUGUUUGUAUUCUCAACUGUGGUGAAUCACAAUGCUUGACGUGACUGCCACACAAGCAGGUGUGAAUGCUCUGUUUGAGGAUGCAAUAAGGAAGUUAGGGUAUUGUUGGACCCUUUUGUUGACUGUUUUGUCGUUAAUUAUGCUCCGAGUGAGUAUGCAAUAAGAGGAAGUUAGGGCAUUUAUAGACCCUUUUGUCGACUGUUUUGUUGUUAAUUUCCGCUUUUAAGAGCCCUGAAACAUGCUUAGGACCUAAAGUUGAACAACAGGGUUUUAAAUGCCAGAUAGUUGUUCGGUCUUGUUUUUGUUUCCGUGGAUUGCAUUUGCAUAUGUGGUUGUUAGCGACUGUUAUUACUCUAGAUUUUUCCCGUUUUCGUCGGUAAGCUGUUUAGGAAUAUGCCUUACUAUGAUGCUCCCCUUCCUUAUUGGCUAUUCCAUUAUGUCAUUUGAGUCUUUUGUUGUCAUUGUGGUUCACACAAUGAUUUUCUUGUUCCCUUGGGAAUUUGCUUCUCAUAUUAUGUUUGCAUGUUAAAAGGUGAUGAUGGUAUAUCUUCAA
Messenger RNA from Medicago truncatula (barrel medic), 2595 nucleotides. Its product is annotated as DEAD-box ATP-dependent RNA helicase 8. The transcript is spliced from 10 exons. The record is from RefSeq and is a predicted model, not a curated record. The coding region runs from base 477 to 2027 and encodes 516 amino acids. Gene Ontology annotation, molecular function: nucleic acid binding; RNA helicase activity; ATP binding. NCBI's taxonomy places the organism in Eukaryota, Viridiplantae, Streptophyta, Magnoliopsida, Fabales, Fabaceae.